This is a messenger RNA of Tremella mesenterica DSM 1558, 693 nucleotides long. RefSeq lists its product as uncharacterized. The transcript has 2 exons. Bases 1 to 693 code for a protein of 230 amino acids. NCBI's taxonomy places the organism in Eukaryota, Fungi, Basidiomycota, Tremellomycetes, Tremellales, Tremellaceae. The record is from RefSeq and is a predicted model, not a curated record.
AUGGCUACGGAAGACGGGACACCGGUAAGAUCCCUCACACAACGCUCCGGUCAAGCGCUCAAUACAACGGUGAUAUACGAUGGAGCGUGUUCCCAGUACCCACAGGAAGUAAUGGAUGCAGCCGGGAUGAUCGUUCCUUCUGAGGAAGAGUCUCAGAAACUCUUGCACAGUGACUCAAUUGAAAUCCCUGAUCACAUCAUCCGAGUGUCUCGAAAAGAGAAGGAUUGGGGGCCAUUAAAUUCAAAUACGCUAAAGGAAGGAUCAGCUUGGUAUGUCGUAUCAAAAAGAAAUUAUCCACUGGCUCAUCCUAUCCUAUCGAGUCAUGAUUGGAGAAUUCCUAUAAAUGAUGCUGUUGGUAUUUACCCUCCGCCCGAGAACGUGGGCGAGCACUCUUGGAGACGUGCCAUCUACCUUCCAAGUAAAAAUCUGUCCGCCGAGGUUUGCUUUACCGUGAAUAGCGUAGGCUGGUUUCGUCCAGUAAUAAAUGCUGAUAGGCCUGAAGAGGUGAUGCCGACCCUAGAAGAUAUGGUGCAGAGCCAACACUACACUGUUGUUCGCUCGUGGAAGACAAAUGUGGACAAUGAUACAUUUUCUCAUUGUGUAGGAGUGAAGGGCCCUGGUGCCAUACUUUGGCAUGGUCCAACAUAUGACCAGAGAGAAGGCUCAGAGGAGGGGAUGGAGGAAGGACAAUAA